AUGGCUGCCAAAUCAAAUCCAAUAUCAACGCCAAUGAUACACGCCUUUGUUUUCGCACUGAGCCUGUUUGUGUUACAAUCCGAGUCGGCGCCUCAGGCUUUUCGGAGAGAUCCAGGUCACCCUCAGUGGCACCACAGUGCCUUCCACGACGUCCGAGAUGGCGUUCGAUCCGAUGUUCGCCGCAUGCUCCAUUCUCGCGCUGAGGUUCCGUUCCAGGUUCCGCUCGAAGUGAAUGUGGUGCUUAUUGGUUUCAAUGCUGAUGGAGGCUAUAGGUACUCGGUCGAUGCGCACAAAUUGGAAGAGUUUCUGAAAAUCAGCUUCCCAUUGCAUAGGCCUUCCUGCCUGGAGACAGGACAGCCUCUCGACAUCGAGCAUCAAAUUGUCUAUAAUGCCUUUCCCGCCGGGCAGCCAGAACUAAUAGCUCUUGAGAAGGCACUGAAAGAGGCUAUGGUUCCUGCAGGAAAUGCAAGAGAGGCUGAUUUUGGAAGGGAAGUACCUCUGUUUGAAGUGGAUGCAACUGUAGUGGAGCCUGUAUUUCAGAGGUUAUAUUCCUACAUAUUUGACACAGAGAGUGCUGCUUAUUCCACUGCUGAUGAUAUGGAUCGGCAAGUUCCAAGUGCAAUAUUUAUAGUCAAUUUUGAUAAGGUCAGGAUGGAUCCGAGGAAUAAGGACAUUAAUCUUGACAGCUUAAUGUAUGGCAAACUUACACAGCUCACUGAGGAAGAUAUGAAAAAACAAGAGGGAGACUACAUUUAUCGCUAUCGAUACAAUGGAGGCGGUGCAUCUCAAGUUUGGCUUGGCUCUGGCAGAUUUGUUGUGAUUGAUCUCUCAGCAGGCCCAUGCACAUAUGGAAAGAUUGAAACUGAAGAGGGAACUGUCAGUUCCAGGACAUUGCCACGACUUAAGAAUGUGGUGUUUCCAAGAGGUUUCGGUGCAGCUAGUGAUCAUCCUACACAUGAUGUAUUUGUUGGACAACUUGCCUCUUUAGUAUCAACCACAGUCGAGCAUGUUAUAGCUCCAGAUGUUAGAUUUGAAACUGUUGACCUGACAACAAGGCUGCUUUUACCAAUAAUUGUCCUCCAAAAUCAUAAUCGCUACAACAUUAUAGAUAAAGGCCACAACUACAGUAUAAAUAUUGAAGCAAUUGAGGCAGAGGUGAAGAAAAUGGUUCAUGCUGGGCAAGAAGUUGUGAUUGUUGGGGGUUCACAUUCGUUACAUCGCCAUGAGAAGUUGUCAAUUGCUGUUUCAAAAGCUAUGAGAAGCCAUUCCCUGCAAGAAACUAAGAAUGAUGGGCGCUUCCAUGUUCAUACCAAGACAUAUCUGGAUGGAGCUAUUCUUAAAGAAGAGAUGGAACGUUCUGCUGAUGUGCUUGCUGCUGGUUUGCUUGAGGUGGCUGACCCAAAUCUUUCAAGUAAAUUUUUCCUCCGCCAGCAUUGGGCAGAUGAAUCCGAGGCUUCAAGUGAUUCUAUUCUAAAGCAUAAACCUCUUUGUUUUGUGCUAUCAUUGGCUGAUGUGGAUCCACACCUUAUGAUGGAAGACGAAAGUCUUGUAUGGACAAGCAAGGAUGUAGUGAUUGUACUUGAGCAUCAAAAUGAAAAGAUACCUCUUAGUUAUGUUUCAGAAACUCAGAGAAGGCAUGCCUUUCCAUCUCAGGCACAGCGCCAUAUAUUGGCAGGACUUGCUUCCGCUGUUGGCGGGUUGAGUGCACCAUAUGAAAAGGCUUCUCAUGUACAUGAAAGGUCAGUUGUGAAUUGGCUUUGGGCAGCUGGUUGUCAUCCAUUUGGACCGUUCUCUAAUACUUCUCAAGUCAGUCAAAUGCUUCAAGAUGUUGCAUUGAGGAACACAAUAUAUGCACGUGUAGAUUCUGCUCUCCACAGAAUUCGUGAGACGUCAGAGGCUGUACAAACUUUUGCAGCACAGUAUCUAAAAACUCCGCUUGGUGAACCAGUGAAGGGAAAGAGGAACAAAACAACCACUGAACUAUGGGUGGAGAAGUUCUACAAAAAGACAACUAACUUGCCUGAACCAUUCCCACACGAAUUAGUUGAUAGAUUGGAGAACUACUUGGAUAAACUUGAGGAACAGCUUGUAGAUUUGUCUUCAUCGUUAUACGGUCAUCGCUUACAAGAUGCACAUUUGAACAGUUCAGAAAUUCUCCAGAGUUCCAUAUUUACCCAGCAGUACGUAGACCAUGUUCUGGCCAAUGAGAGGGACAAGAUGAAAUGCUGCGACAUUGAGUACAAAUAUCCUGUGCAGGCAUCUCAAACUUAUAUCUAUGGGGGGAUUCUUAUUGCUGGAUUCGUUGUAUAUUUUGUUGUCAUUUUCUUUUCAUCUCCCGUGCGCUGA
Prunus armeniaca (apricot) is the source of this 2346-nucleotide messenger RNA. NCBI's taxonomy places the organism in Eukaryota, Viridiplantae, Streptophyta, Magnoliopsida, Rosales, Rosaceae. The record is from the annotation of a GenBank genome assembly.